Molecule: messenger RNA, 2209 nt
Organism: Microtus ochrogaster (prairie vole)
Lineage: Eukaryota; Metazoa; Chordata; Mammalia; Rodentia; Cricetidae
Gene: Ankrd46
Product: ankyrin repeat domain 46
Molecular function (GO): protein binding
Source: RefSeq, a predicted model, not a curated record
GAGGAGCUGCUGCUGCUGCCGCCGCCGCUGCUGCUGCUGUCGCCGCUGCCUCGGGCGCAGGAGUGUCCACCCGCCACAUCCGGCCAUGUCCUACGUUUUUGUCAACGAUUCUUCACAGACUAACGUGCCCUUGCUUCAAGCCUGCAUCGAUGGGGACUUCAGCUAUUCCAAGCGGCUUUUGGAAAGUGGCUUUGACCCCAACAUCCGAGACAGCAGGGGCAGAACAGGCCUGCACCUCGCCGCGGCCCGAGGGAACGUGGACAUCUGCCAGCUGCUACAUAAAUUUGGUGCUGACCCACUGGCCACGGAUUAUCAGGGCAACACUGCCCUCCACCUGUGUGGCCACGUGGACACCAUCCAGUUCUUAGUCUCCAAUGGACUCAAAAUUGAUAUUUGCAACCAUCAAGGUGCUACCCCUUUAGUUCUGGCCAAGCGCCGGGGCGUGAAUAAAGAUGUCAUCCGAUUGCUGGAGUCUUUGGAAGAACAGGAGGUGAAAGGAUUUAACCGAGGCGCACACUCGAAGCUGGAGACUAUGCAGACCGCAGAGAGCGAGAGUGCCAUGGAAAGUCACUCUCUGCUCAACCCCAACCUGCAGCAGGGCGAAGGGGUCCUGUCCAGCUUCCGGACCACGUGGCAGGAGUUCGUGGAGGACCUGGGCUUCUGGAGGGUCCUGCUCUUGAUCCUGGUCAUUGCUUUGCUGUCCCUGGGCAUCGCCUACUAUGUGAGCGGGGUGCUGCCCUUCGUGGACAACCAGCCUGAGCUGGUGCACUGAGGGCUCAGAGAUGAGGCAAGGCCCGUCAGCGUUGGUCUUCAGUUCUUAGAGUUCUCAGCGCAGCAGUGAGGGCUGGUUUUCGUUUGGAUUUUUACUUACCGUGACUCUUUAGGAGAAUGAAGUGUUCCCUUGAACUCGCCCUGUGGUGGGUUACCCUGCAUCCUAGUGCUACCUCGGACUGCCACAGCCUGGGUUUAGGGACUAUCUGCCCCAGGCUUGUCACAGCGGGGACCCCACCCUGAGGGAGGAGCAGUGACCCCCGGAAAGCAGAUUGGUUUUUUCUUUGAUUCUGUUUUGUCCAUGGAUUUUGUCAGAGCUGAAAGUGAAACUUUUCAACUUAAAUUUUGAUUUUUUUUUUCUCACAACCUAAAUGGCAAAUUAGAGCUGUCAGACUCUUUGAGUUUUAAAGACUGCUUUCAAACUGCUCACAUGGCCGACAGUCUUUAACGUGGAUGAUUUGAUCUAACAUUUGGUUGCUGUGGGACGAUUCUGAUUCAUUCUAAACUGAUGGCAGCAUCUGUAAAAAUCAGCCUGUAGAGUUCACUACUCAGUCCCCAGACUCCUCCCACUUUAUUUUUGAGAUGUCCUGCUCAGAAACCAUCUGGAAACCCUUUGUAGUAAGUGGGCACUAGAGAAAGAAUCCUGUCCUCCACUGUCACCAUAACGUCCGUCCUGUCAGCCUGCUGCGUGUCACAGUUCAUUACAACUAACCCUUGGUCCCAGAGAACGCCGUCUAGGUCAGCGAGUAUCUGACAGCGGAGGUGGAGGAGUCCGUCUGCCUCAAGAACCCUGAACGAUGUCAUGCUGGAGUCAUGGUUCCCGUCUGUGUAUAGGUGCACGGUGUGAUAGGGAUCUGGACCCCAACUACACGGUGGCCUCUUGGAGUGUUUGGAAGUCCUUUGCCUGCGGUUCUGUAAUAUACAAGUCAUGUUUUAUGUUAUUAUGGAGGCUUAAUAAUUUUUCAUUAAGUAAAAUCUGAAACCCACAGUAAAGACCUGAUGGUUUUGCUUUCUGUAGCAAAGACGCCACUAGUUGACUCUGGAAAGUGGGCCCGUCCGCCAGCCUCUGGCUUGCUGGUGUUUUCUCCUCUGCUUUUAGACACCAGGUAUAGACACUUUCUCUCACGUGGCUGUGUCCUAGCUGAAGGAACUGCUUCCCAGCCUCUGACGUUAGAAUCAGCCUACAGAGGCUUACUCCAACUUGAUCCUGUUUGGUGGGAUGCAAGGAGGGAGAGCAGGUGUCUGCCUGGAGGCCAGUAGCAGCCAGGUUCAGAGUGCGUCCAGAACAAAGCGUUUUAGAAGUAGCUUCCCGUAGAUCUGGAUGUCUGGAACGUGUAAUGCGCUGCAUCUGAGGUCCCUGCUUCCUGCCCCAUGCUGGUUUUCUUUGCAUUGUGUGUUCUGCAUUAUUUGUUCAGUAAUAAAUAAUAAAUCUAUUGCA